UCAAUUUUACUUGAGAGUAAUGAAGAAUAAACACUUGCAUUGCAGCUUAUGGAAGAAGAAUCAGUGUCAGAUUUUGCAGCUCAAGAAUGACUUUAGACAAUAUCAAUUGGGCAGCUGUGGAUCGAAUUAUCCGUGUGGAUCAUGCAGGUGAAUAUGGAGCAAACCGCAUCUAUGCAGGGCAGAUGGCUGUCCUGGGUCGCACAAGUGUCGGGCCAGUCAUUCAGAAAAUGUGGGAUCAAGAAAAGGACCACUUGAAAAAGUUCAAUGAACUGAUGGUUGCAUUCAGGGUCCGGCCGACGAUUCUGAUGCCCUUUUGGAACGUGGUGGGGUUUGCGUUAGGCGCAGGAACCGCCCUGCUUGGGAGGGAAGGAGCGAUGGCCUGCACUGUGGCCGUGGAAGAGUCCAUAGCACAUCACUACAACAACCAGAUCAGGACAUUGAUGGAGGAGGAUCCUGAAAAAUAUGAGGAGCUUCUUCAGGUGAUAAAGAAAUUUAGGGAUGAAGAGCUUGAGCACCAUGACAUAGGCCUGGAACAUGAUGCAGAACUGGCUCCAGCAUAUGCCAUUUUGAAGAAGGUUAUCCAGGCUGGAUGCAGCGCAGCGAUAUAUUUGUCAGAAAGAUUUUAAGAGCCUCUAGUCUCAGAGAUAUUUGGAUUUCAGCUUGCAGGAAGAGGAACUCUCCUUCUCUUUUCCAUGAGUUUCCAGUGGGACUGCUAAUCAUGAUGUGCUGUCCUCAGCCCAUGGACACGUGACCCAGGCUGGACCAAUCACAGGGCUAUAUCCCCCACCCCCACCCCACGUCUGUGAAUGAGGCAGGGUGGCAGUUUAGGGGCUACCAAAGUUGAAACCAUCUCCAUCCUCUGAUUGCAUUGAGAUGGAAAUUGCAGGUCACUGAAAGACAGACUAAUCAGAGUAUUUCGCUCUUCCUUAAUUCUCCGUGAUCACAAUGCAACUGUUCCUGUUGCUGCCUGAAUGUGGGAAUCAUCAAUUGCUCUGAUGGGCACAGAUCCCUGCAGCUGUGCAGCUCACUCAGGGAGGGGGUCAGACAACACAGGGCCUGCAAACAUGACCAGGAAACCACUGCAAAAGUCCAGGAUAUCACCACCCCUUUUAUUUCCAUAGGGAAGAAAUAAGGCCUAUUUGUUUGUUUUUUUUAUAUAGUUAGUUAGUUCAUUGAUAUUAUUUGGGAACCAAUGGGUGCUUUUCUUUGAGCUUCCAUAGAAAUAGCUAUCUAAAAAGUGAGGAAGCAUAAUUCUCAAAGAGAAUUUAAGAGGAGACCCUUAAGACAUGGAACCAUGCAAGGGCUUUUCAUCUUGUUUUCUUUUAAAAAACAGCUUUGUAGACAUAUAACUUGCAUACCUUAAAAGCCACUCAUUUUAAGUGUACUAUUUAAUGGUUUCUAGUAAUUUACCAUCACCACAGUACAAUUUUAGAACAUUUUCAUCCCCCUCCCUCGAAUUUCUUGUACCUAUCUGCAUGCAUUCUCCAUCCCCACCCCCGGCCCCUGGCAACCACUAAUCUACUUUUUCUCUCUAUAGCUUUGCCUUUUCUG
Myotis brandtii (Brandt's bat) is the source of this 1551-nucleotide messenger RNA. It is a transcript of the gene COQ7, whose product is annotated as coenzyme Q7 homolog, ubiquinone (yeast). Gene Ontology annotation, molecular function: 3-demethoxyubiquinol 3-hydroxylase activity. The coding region runs from base 87 to 626 and encodes 179 amino acids. NCBI's taxonomy places the organism in Eukaryota, Metazoa, Chordata, Mammalia, Chiroptera, Vespertilionidae. The transcript has 7 exons. Gene Ontology annotation, biological process: determination of adult lifespan; ubiquinone biosynthetic process; regulation of gene expression. Gene Ontology annotation, cellular component: mitochondrial inner membrane; nucleus. The record is from RefSeq and is a predicted model, not a curated record.